CGCACGGUUUACGCCCUCCGCGUUCGUUUAAAAAAAGGUUUCGUCCAAGUUUGUGGAAAACAACGACGGUUGGCCUCUUGUUUGGUGUUUGGGAUCGACUUCAUCAUGGGUCAUGGAGGCAGGCGUUCAGACACCAGCCGAAAGAAAAAGCAUAGCAUCACAGUAAAGGCAUCGGAUCUCCCAAGGUUAAAGGUCGUGAAGGUGGAAGCGAAGUGCAAAGAUAACAAUGAAACAUUUAGAUGGAUGCUGAUGCUAGCUGAGAAGUAUUUAGGGGUUGAUGACAAAAUUGAAAACAGCGGACCUAGCAUCCCUGCCCUUGAUGAAAGUAAGAUUACAGAUAUUCAGAUAGGUGAUGCUGAUGAUGAGAUCGAGGGAGAGGGGAUUGGAGAUAUCGUCAGCAACGCAGCUAGAGCUAUCAGAGAAGACUUGGAGAAAGAAGGAGCGGGUAAUACAGAGCUGAGUGAGGCUGAACAGUAUGAGAUGGUAGGAGAUGAAAGCAGUUCUCAAUGCUUACCUGAUGAAAGUUCUAGUGCUCAAGAGGAGGAAAUUGAAGAAAAGCCUCAAGAUACCAGCAUAAGCCCUCGUCGCAGCGGGAGAGUCCGAGUUCGCCAGAGCAAAGAAGGAGGCUUCAAGUGCAGCAAAUGUCCUUUUCGUUAUCCCACCAAGGAAGCCGCCAAAAUACAUGAAGCUACCCAUGACUCUAAAGUACAGGUCUGCGAAAAGUGCGAAAAGGAGUUUGUGAAUACAGAGGCAUUAAAGGCUCACUUCCGCUUUGUUCAUGAUAAGAAAUAUGACUGUAGCGACUGUGACAAGAAGUUCGGCACCAAGUAUCUCUUGAUGCAGCACUUACGUUCACACACUGGAGAGAAACCAUUUGCCUGUAAAACUUGCGACAAAGCUUUCACCACAUCUUCAUCACUGAAGGCACAUGUUGAGAGCCAUAACGUCAAUCGCUCGUACCUGUGCCAUGAAUGUGGUGCUGCAUACAGACGCAGGGACUGCCUAAAGCAGCAUAUAUUGAGAUGCCACAAAACUGAGCAUGAGUUCCAGUGUGAGUUGUGCGGUAAGAGCUACAAGUAUCGAGAGUCAUUAAAAAACCAUUUGGAGCACCACAAGAAUGUUGAUGAAGGAAAGUGCCCUUAUCAAUGCCAUCUCUGUGGGAAAGGGUUUACAGUGUCUGCUACGCUACAGCGUCACAUGAACACACAUAAAUCAGUUUUCCAGUGUCAUACAUGUGAUCGUGAGUUCAGCCAUCGCCACCAUCUCAAGCGGCAUUUAAUAGUUCACACAGGAGAGAGACCUUUCAUUUGUCCUCACUGUGACAGGACGUUCGGGCUGCGUACAACACUACUCACCCAUCUACGACUUCAUACUGGUGAGAAGCCUUACAAAUGCAAGCUGUGUCCUAUUGCUUUCCGGCGAAACUACAGCUUGAAGAACCACAUGAAGAAGGCCCAUGCCAUUGAAGUGCCUAAACGUGGACCUGGCUCCUUACCCCUCAAGGUCAGUAACCAAGACAAUGUGCCUCCAGAAGUCCUGAUGCAGCUACAAUUGCAGGAAGAAGAAGAGGAAGCAUCACAGAUGAGGGGCGAGAAAGGCCUCUUGCCUGGUCAGGUUCCUAUUGAGCUGACCGUCCACCAGAUCGCGUAUGACGGCCAUGUCGAGGAGAAUGUUGCUUACAGCACCUCUGCGGAUGAGUCAGUGGUUGCGAGUGAGCUCAUUGACAGUGUGGACAGUCAACAAGCUGUGAUGACCUUGGCAAACAUGUCACACCAAUUGAACGUGCAACAGAUGGAGGAGUUGCAGCAACAAGUUCAGCAACAGCUACAAGAGGCAGAAGGGGUCCAGCAACAUGUGCAGGAGGUUCACAUACAACAGCUUGAAGAUGGAACACAGACUGUGGAAUAUGUUACGUUUCCUGUUAACUUUACCACCAUCCCUACCUCAGAAUCUGAAAUGAAGGAUGGGCAGCUCAUCCAGUAAACUCUUCCCUAGGUAUUUUACAAGCGAUUUCGAUUUUUAAAAUCGUAUUUUCAAGAUGUACUGGUAUUGACCUCAGGGACAUUGGCCGAGCGUAAACAGGGGUUUUCUUAUUUAGAUUACACACCAGAUGAUAGACUAGUUCAGCUCUUUGUAUUGAUUAUACUUGUCAUAUGAUUAAAAAGAAUGAAUUAUAAUUAAUAUUUAUUUAAUACUACUUCAUCAGUCUCUUUAGAUUAAAAUAGCAUAUCAUAUUCAAUAGUUAAACAAUGUAGUUAGAAGAUUGGGCAUUUUUUUCUUUUUGUAAAUUAAGUUUUGUUGACCAUUAAUUCCAUUAAUUUGAGAUGUUUUAUGGUCUUGUUUAUCCAGAUAUUUGUUCUAUUUGCAAAUGUAUCCAGAUUAUGUUAUAUUUUGUUCAAUGGAAAGAGGUAGAGCGUGUAAAGACCAAUUACAAUGAUUACAAUUACUCAAGUGGAUUUUUUUUUAACUGAAGGAAUUAUUCAUGUUAGAUAUGGCAAAGAUUACAAGACCACAUUGAAAUUAAUGUAUAGAAUUUUAUUCAAGACAAAAUUUUCAUUUUAAAUAAAUGAAACAUGUAGAUAAUUAUGUACCCAUUUUCUUUCAUCUGUUAUAAACACUAAGAUAGUAGAAGAUAAAGAAGCCCAUUCCUCUUUUUCAAAAAAAAUUGAAGGAUAAUUAUUUGGCCUAAAGGUGUCCUCAUGCUCCUCUCUCCUUCCCCCCCCCCCCCUCCCCCCUAAAAUAAAAUGCAAUUGUGGUACAUUUAUGCAAGAAAACCUUCAUCAUCCAACAUAACAUUAAUUAUGCAGGAAUUGGCAAACAAAUGUAUAUGAACAUCGACAUCCCAAGUAUUCUGACGGGUUACUGAGGAAAAGUCCAAUAUCUUAUUGUCAUGUUCCAGCUCAGAUGAAGUAUUCUGUCCAUGAAUAUUAAUUACAAAUCCAACAAAUAUUAAAGUUACCAAUACCUUAUUAUGAAAUGACUUUAGUGUGUAGGUACUGUUUACUAUGCCUUUUAAAUUGCUCCAAGAAAUAUGAACCUCAGGAUGGAGAUCAAAGGUUUCUGUUUCAUUAUUUAAUUGAAAGUAUGAAGGCAUCCAGUAACAUUUCCAAUGUAAGAAAAACUACUUCACAAUUUCCUGAAUCUACUGCAGUGGUCAUACAAAUCAUUCUGUUUUGCAGUAAAGGUUGCCAACUUGUUAAAAGCCAUGAUUUGGAAGUGACUUUGUAGAAGUUCUCAUUUGAAAAAUUAGACUAUUCAUAUUAAUUUGGGCUUAUGCCAUGCAUGCACUUGAAUGCUAUUGCAUUGUGUAUCCCAACAGGAGUACUGAUACAGUGAUGCAAUUCACAUUUCAAACCAUCAUUCGAUUGUGGUUGCUCAAAGUAGGUUGUUUUUGACAUGGGCAAUAGAGAAAGAGAAAAAUAGGGUUUGUUUUCUUUAUUUUACACACUAAAUGCUUUCAUGUUUGAAACAAGAUUUUU
Molecule: messenger RNA, 3479 nt
Organism: Strongylocentrotus purpuratus (purple sea urchin)
Lineage: Eukaryota; Metazoa; Echinodermata; Echinoidea; Camarodonta; Strongylocentrotidae
Product: zinc finger protein 2
Exons: 5
Coding region: 106-1983 (625 amino acids)
Source: RefSeq, a predicted model, not a curated record